AGAAGAAAACUCAACCUGCGGCUCUGAAUUCUGAAACGAAAACCGGAUGGAACAGGCAGUCACCAAGUUCAGAAAACUUUCCCAUCGCCGCAGGAGGAAGCACCGAAGCAGUUGAGCUUGGAGGAUACAAAAGGAAGGGGGCACAAAUGGUAGGCUUCCUCCGGGCUUUCACCGCCGCCUCCGCUGUGCCAGCAGCAGCCGUCGCCGCAAUCGCCCUCUCUUCCUCCUCCGCCCCGUCUUCCAGACUCCACUUUCCCUUCACCAACUCCCUCCCCUCCCUCUCCUCCGCGUUCGCCUCUUCCUCCACCUCCUCGGCCGCGCGCACGCCUAACGCCGUCCCACCGAUGGCCGCUGCCGCCGCUGCCACAGCCGAUCUCUCUGCUCCCGAUAAGGUUACCGCGCUUCCGGAGCUCACGACUGAAUUCAUGGUGGACAUGAAAUGUGAGGGCUGUGUCACAGCAGUGAAAAACAGGCUUCAGACACUUAAAGGAAUAAAAAACAUUGAAGUGGAUUUGAAUAACCAGGUUGUUAGAGUUGUUGGGUCACUCCCGGUGAAGACAAUGUUAGACGCUCUGCACGAAACAGGCCGAGAUGCACGCCUCAUUGGUCAAGGGAACCCAGACGAUUUCUUAGUUUCUGCUGCUGUGGCUGAGUUCAAAGGGCCGGUUAUAUUUGGUGUCGUUCGUCUAGCCCAAGUUAACAUGGAAUUGGCUAGAGUUGAAGCCACUUUUAGUGGUCUAUCACCUGGUAAACAUGGAUGGUCAAUAAAUGAAUUUGGUGACUUGACAAAAGGUGCAGAAAGUACUGGCAAAGUAUAUAAUCCACCGGAUUAUAUAUGCGAGAAGCCCCUUGGUGACCUGGGAACGCUAGAAGCUGGAGAGAACGGAGAAGCGCAAUUUUCAGGAUCAAAAGAGAAAAUGAAAGUUGUCGAUUUGAUCGGUCGCUCGAUUGCACUAUAUGCAACCGAGAACAGAUCAGACUCAGGCAUUGCAGCAGCCGUGAUAGCAAGAAGUGCGGGUGUUGGCGAGAACUACAAGAAGCUCUGCACCUGUGACGGUGUCACCAUUUGGGAAUCGAGCUAAUUCUACGGCUAUCGAGUUUUCCGUACUACUGUUUCACUCCAAUAUGUUGUACAAGAAAGUAAUGUAGGAACAAUCAACCAGAUACUGAACAUUCAGAAUAAGCAUGGAUACAUUUGAGGAUUAAAGCUUGUUUUGAUGUGGAGCUUGGCAAA
This is a messenger RNA of Brachypodium distachyon (stiff brome), 1234 nucleotides long. RefSeq names its product copper chaperone for superoxide dismutase, chloroplastic. Bases 147 to 1082 code for a protein of 311 amino acids. Lineage: Eukaryota; Viridiplantae; Streptophyta; Magnoliopsida; Poales; Poaceae. The record is from RefSeq and is a predicted model, not a curated record. The transcript is spliced from 6 exons. Gene Ontology annotation, biological process: removal of superoxide radicals. Gene Ontology annotation, molecular function: superoxide dismutase activity; copper ion binding.